AUGGGCACCACGGCAGAAUAUCCAGCACUUCUCGAGGAGGACAAAAGUUCGUUCCUUCUGUCCCUGCCAAACGUUCUGCACGCUGGGCCUGAUGACGCCUGCAACUACCUGUUAAACUUCCGCAACUUCGACGGCCACAUCAACAGGCUGGUCCUCAACUUCACCACUGACGACCACCACCCGCUGUUCUCGGUCGAGAAGAACUUUCUGCCUACCACUGAAGGACGAGCUCCCCCACGUAUCGCAGCACUGUGUCGACCGCCGCCCCCUGGCCAGCCAUUUGGAGGAUGUGACGAUACUCCCGAGCCUCCCAGCGGCUUUCCCCGAUACUCCCGCAGUCUCAGAUCAGUUGACAGCAGCGACUGCGUCUCCGUUCCCGUGCCAUUGAACAUCUCAGACCACAAGGAGGCCAAGGUGUCUCUGAAACUCAACGCCCACGACGGUCUCUUCACAGCAGGGCCCGAAAAGAUUAAGAUACUUCGGGGCACGCCUCCUAUUAAGCUGACCAAUCACGACAAGCCACAGUACCGGCCUGGAGACCACGCCCACUUUCAGCUGCUGCUGCUCGACUGGAGGCUCCGCCCACUCGGCGGACUCGGCCGCUCACAAACGUUUCGGGAUGGCCAAGAACCAUCCACAGUUACAAAAGAUGGAUACGUGAGGGAAGACUGGAAGAUGCACUACAAAACUGAUGAUUUCUACCACUGGGAAGAGUUCCAUGUGGGGGACGUGUCGCCGCUAGCCAAGUUCGACGUUGAUAUCACGGCCCCAGAGAAGAUUACCAAUGAUGAGGAUACUAUAUCUGUGACCGUCUGUGUCACUUAUAAAUCUGGCACGCCCUUAGUGGAAGCCUCGGUGGAUGCUGGUCUUAAGGCAGCAAUGGGAAUAGACGAAAACUCUUCCCGCAUGGCUCAUGCACUUACUGAUUCGAGGGGGUGUGCAGUUCUGGACAUGAUCAUCCGAUUGGAGAGGGACAUCAGGCCGAUGUUCAUAAACAUUCUGAUUAACGUCACCGACUCGACGUCACUGAUCAAGGAAGAGCGCAGUGUCAGCGUCAGGACUACAAACAUGCUAGUGGAUGUGGAACGAAUCGUCAAGUUCGACACGAUUCCGGCCAACCUCAGUCGCACACUAGUGUACCGUGUCACAUACUUUGGCGAGGAAGGGCCAGUGACGAAUGAAGUGAUAGAGAUCUGCACUCGGACCGUGUACUACCCACCUACUCGGAAUGGGUUUGGAGUCAACACGUCGUCACCAUUGGCUGACUUCACUUACCUCCUACCAAAGCAUGAGCUUAACAAGCUUAGUCCGGAGCUUCUUGCAGAACUGAAGAGUCUUCCACUCCUCUGGAGAGUGAAUCACACGGAGGCUGAAACGACUGAAAAACAGUGUAGAAACAUCACGACGGACGGCGAAGGCAUCGCCAAGCUGAAGAUGACCGAGUUGUCGCACCGAGUUCACACGGUGGAAAUCGAGGGCUCGGACUGGCCAGAUCUGCCAUGGAGCGAUGGACUGAGAGUUAUGACAUCACCAUCCGGCUCCUACCUGGCUUUCGAUGUGGCUGAGAUGCCCGUGAAGCUUCCCUGCCAUGGCGACAUCCGCCUACCGCUGCUCUCCACCGUGCCCAAGGAGUCGCUGGUCGUCCAGCUACAGGUAAUAGCUCGCGACCGUGUGGUGGCCAGUCAGACGGCCGAUCUGCGCUCAGAGGAGCUGAUUCUGCACAUGGUGCCCGAGAUGAGUCCCAAGGCGCGCCUGCUCGUCUACAGCCAGCUCGAGAGUGGCGAGGUGAUGGCAGACACCGUGGAGAUGGAUGUCGAGACCUGCUUCCCCAACGAGAUGACAGUCGACUGGACUGCCAGCAACGCUGCGCCCGACACAGCCGCUGACCUGAUAGUCACCGCCGAGCCCCACUCACGGUGCACCAUUGCUGUCAAGGACUCCGGUGUGGGCUUAAGGAGGAGGGGUCGUCAACCCUACGAGCUGACGCGGGAGAGAACGCUGAGCGUUUUCAGCAGACUGCAUGGUGACCUGGAAGACACAUUCCUCGCAGCCGGGGGGUGGCUAGGGAAUAUGAUGGUCCCACCACCCUACCGAGAUCAGACGGCAUACACCGGCCGCGAUGAACCGGACGUGAAGGAAUAUUGCGCAGCCCUAGAACAGAAGCUCUUCGAGUCGCUGAUAAGAGCGGGAGUGAAUCGUACAAGUCUGGACAAUCUGGUCAAGGGCUUCAAGGAGCAAUAUGGUUAUGUGGAUAAGGAUGACGUCACACGGGUUUUCUCCCUGCACCCGAACGCCGACGCUGCGGACGUCUUCAGGUACGCUGGAAUGGUACCUCUGGCCAACAGGGGACUGCGCUACUCGCCCUGUGUCAAGGAUGAGUUGGAGUCGUGGCACCUCGGCAUCCCAACGCGCCACAAGCGGGAAUCCCCGCUGAUACAGGAGCGUCCGAGUCAUUUUUAUGAUGCGAGGGAGAACGUGAUUUACUACGAGACGCAAACAUUGGAUGAGCGAGGAAAAGGUCACGUGACUUUACGGCUACCCGGCCGAGCUACAAGAUGGGUGGCAACAGCUACCUGUACCCACCCCCAGAAGGGUUUCGGCAUUUCUGAGAAGGUGCCCAUUAGGGCGUCCAAACUGCUCUUUGCCGAAAUGUCCAUUCCACACUCUGUGAAAGCUGGGGAGCUUCUUAUCUGA
Molecule: messenger RNA, 2694 nt
Organism: Amphibalanus amphitrite
Lineage: Eukaryota; Metazoa; Arthropoda; Thecostraca; Balanomorpha; Balanidae
Product: murinoglobulin-1-like
Exons: 23
Coding region: 1-2694 (897 amino acids)
Molecular function (GO): endopeptidase inhibitor activity
Source: RefSeq, a predicted model, not a curated record